This is a messenger RNA of Thamnophis elegans (Western terrestrial garter snake), 7716 nucleotides long. RefSeq names its product polycystic kidney disease and receptor for egg jelly-related protein-like. The record is from RefSeq and is a predicted model, not a curated record. Bases 1 to 7716 code for a protein of 2571 amino acids. Gene Ontology annotation, biological process: detection of mechanical stimulus. Gene Ontology annotation, molecular function: protein binding; calcium channel activity. Gene Ontology annotation, cellular component: membrane. Lineage: Eukaryota; Metazoa; Chordata; Lepidosauria; Squamata; Natricidae. The transcript has a single exon.
AUGCAUUGCCCAGAGCUCCUGGUUGUUCUGCUGGGGUUCCUUGGUCAGUGUACAAAAGCCACACCGCCUCAUAUUUGGCCUCCCCCCUUGCAGGUGACCUGCUCAAAUGCCCAGCAACGUGUCUACCAGAAGCACGACACUGAAUUGAGCCUCUCCUGCGUCUGGGAUGGACAGGUUGACCUGAAGUAUUCCAGGAUGCCUGAAGGGACACCAGAGAUCGAGAGAGGAGUGCCAGAUACCCAACUUCUUCUUCCUCUUCCUCCUCCUCCUCACUGUCAGUGGUACCAAGACACCAUCUUGGUCAUGCAAACCAAUGACUGGUCAGGCCAGCUUGCGUUGAGCAAAGGCCUGGAUGGAGAAAGGCCCUAUCCACCCUGGGCCCUGACUCGGAUUGUAAUGCAGUGUGUGUCAGCCCUGUGCGGUCAACCUCCCUGCGCUCACCACAACUUUAGCGUUGACAUUUCCAGGCAAGAUGUCCACCUUUUCCUCCUGUCACCACAGAGCCUUCCUAUUUGGGAAUGGCAGCCUGUGACAGUAGGCUGGUGCGCCCGCUUCAAGAGUUCCCCCUGGAGCUACCGCUUGAUGAGUGAAGGGGGAAGCCCUGCAGGCCGCCUCAUUCCCAGUAACCAAUACAGCGAACCCUUUGCCUCCACGCAAGUCCUCCUGCAAUCGUUGCCCCGUGUCUGUGAAGCCUAUUAUCACUACCACAUCGCCGUGCGUUAUUCCCAGCGUGGAUCCUAUACCGUUUUGCUGCACCUAGAGAAUGGGCCUCCCCUCAGCCUCAGCCUAAACAUCGAUGUGCAGCCUGCUCUUCUCCACGUUUUCAGUGCUUCUUCUGCCCUGCUUAGUCAAACCCAGAAGCCUCUCGCCCUCUCCUGGAGUCUCCAGCCUCUGAGUUCCAGCAUAACGGCCUACACACUGGAGGACUUGCACGGACGAGAGGAAUGGUCUUUCUCCUACAAAUACAAUCCUUUCGGUCUGCAAAGCCAUUUCUGCGCUCCGCCCAUCUCGCAAGCUUCGGGAAAUAAGGUGAUCUCCAGAAUCUACUUCCGUACCAGUAAAACAUUCUCUGAGAAGCUGAACGGAGGCUUCAAUUUCUCUAACAACACCUUGAUUUUCCAAGGAAGCAGUGCUGCUGGACCAAUUUCCAUCAGGCUGAACCCACAGAAAAUCAAAAUAGGGACGUACUUUUUUAGCCAGGAAUCUGGGCUCUUGUAUUCCACCCUAGAAGGCAGUGGGCCCUCCAGUCUCCACCACCUCUUUUUCCAACAGGUGGCCCUUUCUACCCUGAUUUCUAUUGAAUUUGUGAAGACGCAAUGGUUCAGGUUUAGCAUUCACUUAUAUCUGAACCGAAAGGAAGGUCUGUUCAAAUCCUUGGCUGAGAAGGAGAUGGAAGUCCACGUUUUCAGUGGACAGUCUCCCGAUAAAAACUUGGUCUACGUUGUGUGGUUUAUUCCCAUGCCACAUCCCUACUUGCAGUGCGACUGGGCUUUCCAUCUGCAACUUUUUCAUUCCAGGCAGGAGCACAUCCUUUGGAAUAAGACAUACACAUAUAAGGACCGUGUUAAAAACGCCGUUCGUUUUCUUCCGCAUUCUGUCUUCUCCUUCAGACCCACACAGUAUGUGGGCUUUGUAGCAGAAGUGAAUUGCAGGCAAAAUGGACUCGUACGAGCGGUUUUAACAGCCGCCCUGGGGACUUACGCUUCCAAGGUGAUGGAGCCAGUUGUGCCCUGCCAGAAAAGUUAUUGCCGUAAACUGACCAUUGUCAUCCAUAAACCCAACCCUUCGGAACCUGUGUGGCGUUAUAAGAGAGAGAAAGACAUCACAUUGCAAGCAACAGCCGAAGUGAAAUGCAGGACUCGUCCAGAUCUUGAUUUUCUUUGGAAAAUAUACACGCUCAGCACCGCAUGGUCAAUUCCAGAUUGGCCAAACUCUCUCACGCUCCCCAAAGGGAUGAACACAAGGGGUAUCGUGUUGCACAUACCUGAAAAUGCCCUGCCGUAUGGCUUCUAUCAUGUGAAUUUGACCAUGAGUGUGCAUCUAUCUGCAGAAAACAUAACAUUCGUUCGGUCUGAUUCGGUUUACCUCCAAAUUCUAGGAAGUGGGUUAAGGGCAGUUAUGGUUGGAGGCCUCUUCCGCACGGUUGGCAUUUCUGAUUGGUGGUCUUUGGACGGGUCCUUAUCUUCGGAUCCGGAUUCUAUGGAGCCUCGGGAAGGAAUUCUGUUUCACUGGUUCUGCAGCAAACGAGAAUCAGACUAUUCUGUGAUGAAGCUGGGUUUAGGUCAGAAAUGCCACCCGCGGCAACGUGAUCUGUACUGGACCCACUCGAAAGAGCCGGUGCAAGUUGUUGAACCGAAGACUCUUCAGGAAAAUACGACGUAUUACUUUAAGCUGGUCGUUGUCAAGCGAAACCAAUCUGCCCCCACAUUUCAAGCCAUUCAUGUCCUUCCUGGUCCCGAGCCUGUCCUGCGUAUCCUCUGUUUGGAAAACUGCGAGAAAGGCAUCAAAGCCACUGAAAGAUUUACUCUGUAUGGAAAGUGUCUGAACUGUGAAAAAGCCCACUUGGUUUACUUCUGGAGCCUCCUUUCAGCAGAUGCCAAGGAAGUAUAUUUCGACUGGGCUUCCAAAACGACCACUGGGAGAACCACUCCAUAUUUGCAUAUAAAUUCUUUGGCCUUUAGCUCCAUGAAUGGCCAGUUGUAUAUCCUUAAACUGAAAGUGAGUAAGCAGGGAGUCCAGUUGGCUGUGUGUAGCUACUCUUUUUAUGUCCACAUGCCCCCUCGGAUUGGAAAAUGUUUCAUCGAACCAAGGGAAGGCAUUGCGCUGAUGACCAAAUUUACCCUCCGGUGCUCUGGAUUUGAUGACAAGAAGGGGCCUCUUCUCUACAGAGUCAUUGCCCGUUCUGAUCUAGCCCAAAUAGCUAAUGUAUCAUCUCUGCAAAAUAACACACUUGGGACCAUCGUUUAUCUUGGUCAUCAGCGGAACCCCCCGCCCUCAGUUCUUCCCAGCGGUGUACCCUCUGAAAAAUAUGCUCUGAACAUACUUGUUCAAGUUUACGACACCGAUGAUGCUUUUUCCCAAAUCAGUUUGCAGGCAACAGUAUACGACUCAAAGACCAGCAAGCCAACAGAUCUGGUUCUCAAUGAACUGUAUCACCUAGUCGGACAGCUCAAUACCUCUGCCUCUGCCUUCCUUGACACUGAAGAUUACUUUCACGCAGGCUUCGUUAUCUAUAUGGUGGCUUCCGAAUUAAAUAACCUUGAGCCGUCGCCCAGUUUUUACCAUUCUAAAAUUGAACUACGAGAAAUGUUACUUAACAAAACCGCGUGGAUUCCCAUCACCGAGACAGGGAUACUAAACCAAGUCAUCUCUAGCAUUUGUCAAAUAACGCAGAAUGCAAACGAAGUUAGUAGGAAGUCCCAGCUGACCGCAGUCCGAAUCCUCCGAAGGGCCAGCGAAGCUCUGAAAAGGCACAGAGACGUUGAUCUCGGUUCUCAAGAAGCUGAGGUCCUUGCUGGGGGCAUUUUUACCGGGCUGACUAAUGUGUUAAGAGCUUCCCUCUUGAACUCCAAGAAUGGGGCUGCGAACACCAUCAAGGAAAUCAUUUCAAUGUCAGAGUUUUUGGCAGAUAUAGUUUUACAAGGCAAAGUCCCUGGGGAAGACCACGUUAACAUGGAAGCCAAAGGCUGGUCCAUCCGUUUAUGGAAAGUGGAAAAGCGGGAAGUUUCUAGGGCUCUCUAUGAAAGAAGUUCUCAUAAGAAUUGCUUUUAUCCCAAAGUGAGAUUGGAAAGCCAGGCAGAGUUGCCAGCAGAUGCGCUGAUUUCCGUGGUUCAUUAUGUAUUUGAAGAGAAUCCUUUCCCUUGGCUGAGGAAGGCGGGAGAUAAUCAGACGGUCGUGAUGGGGUUCAAAGUGGCUGGGGCCAAAGCAAACGGUGACGUCAUUGGGGUCACCCCUAAAGUGGCCGAAGUGAUCAUGGAUAGAAUAGUUAAGGAUCCCGUCGCAUUUAAUCUGACGAUAGGGCUGGAUAAAAAGCGUGUGGCCACAGUUGGUGGAUUUAGCAUAGAAGUCAAUAGAAACUCACCAGACAUAUAUGUCCAGAUUUUGUGCCACAGGAACAUCACUUUCAAUGUCUCCAUCUACUUGGGACUCAAUUUUAGCUCCCCCCCAGUUGUGUCUUACAUUGCUUUCUCUGACAAGCCGUCUACUCUGCAGAAAAGUGGGGCCAAUGUCAAAUGUGCAGUUAAGGCUCCAUACACCCUCUGCCUUCCACAGGAAUUGCUUUGGUCUGAACCAGCAACUAAACGGAAUAUUUCAGUGGUCCUAAGAUCUCCCCCGCUGUUCAGAAGGCAGACCACCAAGAUCGUUCGCAUCGUGGUUUUUACCGCAAGCUGCCGAGACCUAGGUCACCUUCCAAACUUUGAACCGUCGUCCGAAGGAACCUGCCGCCUCGGCCCUCAGACCACGUUGUCCAAACUUCACUGUGUCUGCGGACCGAACCCCAGAAUGGCUCAGCAGCAAUGGGCAAAGCCUUCAAAACCUGAAGUCAGAUUUGUUGAUGACACGUUUGUGAUUUACCCCAAUCCUUUGGACCUCAAGAAAAUACUCUCAGCAAAUUUUGACACAAACCCAGUGACGGUUUUGACCGUGUUUUUCAUUUUUGCUGGCUACAUCUUCUGUUCGUCCUGGGCCAUCAUUAGAGAUAAAGAUGACUUGAGAAGAAAGAACAAAAUCUUUGUCUUGCCGGAUAAUGACCCUUAUCACAGAAUGCAUUAUCUGGUUACCAUCUAUACCGGAAGUCGCUUGGGAUCCGGAACCACGGCCGAUGUUUUUCUUGAAUUGAUUGGGAGAGAUGGUUACAGUGACGUCCAUCGUAUGAAGCACCCCAAAUUCCCAACCCAGUAUCGUGGCGCUGUUGAUACUUUUCUUUUCGCUACAAGAUACGACUUAGGGGAUAUUUAUUGCAUUCACAUAUGGCACAAUAACGGUGGUUCUUCCCCCAACUGGUACUUAAGCAGAGUCAAAGUAUUUAAUGUGGAUACCCAACGAUCGUGGCUGUUUAUAUGUAGGAAGUGGCUAGGCCUUGGCAAGGCGGAUGGCAAAAUAGAAAGAUACAUUUUUUCUUCAAAUCUAAAAACAAGGUUGGAGAAAAUGGAUUUCUUUCAGAUACACCUAGCUAGGGACUUAGAAGAUAAUCAUCUCUGGCUUUCCAUAUUUUCUCAAGUGGUCACCGGUACUUUCAACAGGCUACAGAGAGUCUCCUGUUGUCUGGCUAUAAUGCUUUCAACUUUGCUCCUGAACAUCAUGUUCUUCAGUGGUCAGGAAGAAGCAAAAAUUAUUCCAUUAAAAUUCCGGAUUGUGAGAUCCAUGUACAUUGGAGCAUUCAGUGCUCUGUGUUGCGUUCCUCUACAGCUGACUAUGACCAUCCUAUUUAGAUACUCAGCGGAAAAGCCUUCCGAUGACAAGGACGAUAUGGUGCCUGACUAUAGUCCCUCAUCUUCGGAAACAAGUGAGGAAGAGGAAGAAAGCUCCUCGUCGACCACUACUGAUGAAGAAGACGAGGGCAAAGCAGGUGAGACAACCACUGCCUCAGAAAAGGAGGGCACUAAAAUUAGUACAAGAAAAAGGAUAAUUCUGCUGAUCAAGGUGUUUACUCGGAAGCCACAGUUCGCCUGGUGGUGGAGAUACGUCGCGUGGGCCAUUGUUUUUUUCAUGUCUAUUGUCUCUUCUGUGUUCAUCAUCUUAUAUGGCUUCAGCUACGGCUAUAGCACCUCCACAGAAUGGUUCAUAGCAUCCAUAACGUCAUUUUUUGAGAGCGUAUUCCUGCUACAAACCCUAAAGAUGGCCCUCAUCUCAGGAGUCAGCACCAUCAAUCUCAAGUACUGCAAGCACAUCUCCUGGAUAUCGGCAGAGCAAUACCAGAAGAUGAAGCUGCUCCGGGUGAAUAUAGAUCCUAAGGAUGUCAGAAAGUUUCACCAUGAACUUGUCAGGAUUAGGCAGAGCAAAGAAUACGAGCCCUUGGAAGAGGACGAAGUCGUCAUCUUAAGGAAAAACGUACGGGCUCAACACCUGGCAUUUGUUUUCAUAAAGGACAUCAUUUGCCAUCUUAUCUUUGCCUCCUGCGUUCUAAGCAUAGCUUACUCCACUAUACCCACCGAUUCCUUUUACCACAACAAAGUGAUCCACGCUAAAUUUAAUCGUGGUCUGUCCAAAGUAACAAAACUUGAGGACAUUUACACUUGGAUGAAUGAAACUUUUGUACCAUUGAUACAUAACGACUAUCAACCCACCUACCUUUCAGAUUCAUGGUCGAAAAUUCUUGGUUUGCCCAGAAUGAGACAGGUCCGAGGCCUACAUCUUCCAAAGCCUUGUUUUCCUCCAGGCCACUUUGCAAACAAUUACAUGAUCGGCCAAAGAUCCUGUCACUAUGAGUUCGCUGAGGAUCCAGAAGAUCAAAAGCACUACCUAGGGUCAUGGACCAAGCCGGUCGACAAAACCGUCUCCAGUAACAUUGCCAAUUUUCAAGGAUUCACGUAUCAGUCCGAUAUUGAUCAAUGGGAAUAUAAGUCUUACGGUGUGGUAAAUUCCUAUGGCCCGGGCGGAUACUCGUUUUAUUUUUUCCCAGGAGAACAACGGCCAAACACGACAACAAGGUUGGAAGGUUUGCAAAGCAAUAAUUGGCUUGAUAAACGGACCCGGGCUCUGAUUUUUGAGCUGACAACAUUUAGUGUGGAUGUAGAGCUCUACUGCAGCAUCACAGUCAUUUUUGAGUUUACCAACUUUGGCAUCGUUAGUUCAACUUUGUCAAUCCAUUCAUAUAAGCUCUCUAAAUUCCAGUAUGAAAGCACUUCCCGGUUGGUGACUUACGGAGUCAUGAUUUACAUUCUUGUCUUCUACUUAGCGGAUGAAUUUCACAUGUUACGCCAAGAAAGGAUCGGUUAUCUCCAAACGGCGACCAAUUUAAAUAAUUUCGCCAUCAAGAACAUCUGUAUGUUUUUUAUAUUACUCAUCGCCUUGAAAUUCAAGAUGGCAUUCACCUUGCUGGAUUUUUAUCUGCUCAAUCCAGAAGAAUUUGUCCCUUUCCACGUUGUUUCUCAAAUUGAUCAGCUCUACACGAUAGUGGCAAGUAUUUUAGGUUUUCUCCUGGUGUUGAAACCCUACCGAUAUUUCAGGUUCUUGUACAAGGUGCGCCUUGCGGAGCAAACCAUGUCAGCCGCCUUCCCUGUGUUUCUUCAUUUGACAGCCCUCGCCAUUCUGUUGUUUUGCACAUUCAUGAUCUUUGGCUACCUCAUAUUUGGUCAGUAUGAGUGGUCCUUCAGUUCCUGGGAUCGCUCUCUGCAGGCUGUUGUUGCCUGUUGCUUUUCAGGAUUUAAGCAGAUGGAUGUUGCGUCGAGGUGGUGGCUCACCAUAUUUUUCCAAGGGUCAUUCCUAUUUACAGUGAUAUUCAUCUUCGUCAAUUUAUGGAAGGUCCUGUUAAUGUCAACUUACACAUCGAUGAAACAGACCGUUUACGAGCAACAUUCGGAUGAAGCCGAAGCCAUAAACUUUUUGUAUUUGAAGUUGCGAGGCCUAUGGUGUAAUCUAACCCGCCAGCCAGAUACUGGUGACGACUACGCCAAUGUUACAAUAUUUGGUAAAUCGGUACUUACGGAUAGACAGCAGCGGGGGCUGAAAUGCAGUAAAGUAGAAGGCAAGAAAAUGGUUUUCCUUACCGUUUGA